Messenger RNA from Meloidogyne enterolobii, 397 nucleotides. The record is from the annotation of a GenBank genome assembly. Lineage: Eukaryota; Metazoa; Nematoda; Chromadorea; Rhabditida; Meloidogynidae.
GGCACAACUGCAUCCAUGAUAGAGAAGAUGAAUAUCCACCAACCUGCAAAAUUAUCACAACCACCCGAAGAACUCAUUGGAACUCAGAACGAAAAAAUUUUUGUUUUUCACACACAACGAUGUGGAUUCGAUAAUCGCUUUAUUUCUGAAUUUACUGUGCUUGGGAGAAAGUUCACUACAAUCGACCAGUAUUUUGUGUGGCAAAAGGCUCGAUACUUUGGCGACUUAGAAAUUGCUUCCGAAAUACUAUUAAUCCGAAAUCCUAUUACAAUACGAAGAAUUGGAAAGCGCAUACGCGAGUACAAACAAUCAGAAUGGUAUUCAGUUCGCAACAAGGCAAAUUAAAAAAACUUUUCUUGACGAUUUAUAUAUUUAGGUUAUGUAUACUGGAUUAUGG